Molecule: messenger RNA, 3103 nt
Organism: Falco peregrinus (peregrine falcon)
Lineage: Eukaryota; Metazoa; Chordata; Aves; Falconiformes; Falconidae
Biological process (GO): anterograde axonal transport of mitochondrion; neurotrophin TRK receptor signaling pathway; neurogenesis
Cellular component (GO): dendrite
Molecular function (GO): signaling receptor binding
Source: RefSeq, a predicted model, not a curated record
AUGCAUCCCCCGCCCCACGCCGGCAUCCCCCGCCCCACGCCGGCAUCCCCCGCCCGCCGUCCCCAGCACUGCUCGGGCGGGCAGAGCGUGGCCAGCAGGUGGCAGCAGCACGCUGCCCUCCGAAAGCGCGGGGCGGGGGGCGGGGGUGGGGUCAGGGAGGAGCCGGGGAGAGCUGGGGCGGGGGUCCCUGAGUGCCACUCUGCGGGGGCACCCCCAGUCCCCACACGAGUGGCUUUGGGGAAGACCCAGUUGGUGGCACCAGCUCCAAACCCCGAGGGGUCAGGCUGGGCUGAGGGGUGCACGGGGGGCUGCGGUGGGGCAGCCCCCCCUGCACCCCCAUCGUCCCGGUUGCCCCCCACCCUCGGCCGACGCUGCGCCCCUCUGUCCCCAGACCUGUGCAGCGGUGAUGUCCCCGAGGUGGAGAUCAUCAGCCUGCUGGGCGAGCCGCUGCCCCGCUACACGCUGCGGGCUGACACCCUCUUCGGCUAUGACCAUGAGGACUGGCUGCGUGCCCCCCCCCGCCCCCCAGAGCCUGUGGCCCCCCUCACCCCCCAGCAGAUCGAGGAGACCCUUCGGUAUUUCCGUGAGUGCCCCGUCCGGGGCGGUGGGGCUGGCGAGGGCAGCGGGCACAGGCAGGACUGGUGGCACUGGGCCGGGGCAGCGCAGGAGCUAAUCCUGCUAAUGGGAUUGAUGGGCUGGAUUUCCUUGGCCAGAACAUCCCGGGCUAAUUCUGGGAGCAGCUUCUGCUGGGCUGAGUCGGAUGCUCGAAGGCAGCCCCCGUUGUCUCCCGGGACCCCUGCCCUGUGCCGUGCCUCUCUGGGGUGGGACACUGGCAGGGGGACGGGUGCCGGUGACCCCCAUGGCCACUGCCCCACCAAACCUGGAGUGGCCGAGGUGGGCACAGAGCCACUGCUGCCAGCAAAGCCCCCGGAGCGGUGGGGUGUGGGUGCCUGGGGGGAGACACUCACAGCCCCCAUGGUCGCGGGGGGCGAUGCCCUGUGGUGAUGCAGCCAGCCCCGCUCAGGGUGCGGGGUCGAGGGUCAGCGGCGGGGGGACAGGGGGAUUAUCUCUGCUUUGUGUCUGCCUCUGGCCCACGCGUGACGGGGACGGGAUUAGAGCAAGGGGCUGGGGGAUGGAUGUGGGGCAGCAGGAGACAGAUGGGGCUGGGGGCCCAGCCAGCCUGCUGGCCCCGCUCCCACCCCCCUGCCUGCGGCAGGCUGCGCUGGGGACAACCCCCUGCCGUGCCCUGCUUCUGCUUGCAGCCUUCCCCAUCCAGCUGCUCCCCUCCCUGUUCAGCAGGCAGCGGGGUGCAGCCCCCAGCCAUCAGCACCCCCUACCCUGCAGCAACAGCGUAAGGGGUUGAGCCCCAAAUCCCGUUUGCACACCACAGGGCAGGGAGCAGGGCACUCAGCAGGACCCCAGGCACCCCCAUCCCCUCCCCGUGGGCACAGCCCUGCUCAGCACUGGGUGCCCCACGGGUCGCGUUCCUCGGUGCCUCCAGUGCCACCGGCAUGUGCUGGCGCGGAGGGGGCCCGCGCCGCCUCAUCCCUUUACCCAAACCUCUAAGCCGCCAUCAGAAAUAGCCCCCUGUAAUCUGCUUGUGCAGAGACGCAGGGGACCUGCCCGGAGGAGCAAAUCCCUGGGGAGGGGAUUAGGAAGAAGCGUCUCCUGCCCGUGGAUGCCAAGAUGCUCACUUGUGUCCUUGGGGUCCCUGGGGGUGGGUGCCCAGGUGAGCUGGCUGGGUCCCUGUCCUCCCACUCGGCAGAAACACCGGUGCAAGGAGGAGGGAGAGGCUGGGAUGGAGGGUCCAGUGGUUACAGCAGGACGCGGUUUGGGUCAGGGUCCCAGCUGGUGGGGGUCCAGCAGGCAAAUAAAAGCACCAUGCGAUGAUGAGGGGCAGCUCCAGCCCCCAGCCUUGCCGAUUCAUCGAUUAAUUCGGUACUAAUGAGAAACAACACUGGGACAGGUGAUGGGGGCAGGCAGUGCCUACGUUGGCGUUACCAGCAUCACGCUCGGUGCGUCGUGGUGCUGUGGCAUGGGGUCUUCGGUGCAGCCCCGCUGCCCCCCCCAGCAGUGAGGCUUGUGUUACGUGCCAGCCAGCUCCUCCAUAAUUCAGCACGGGAUGAUUUAUUCAGCUCUUCUGCUUCGGUGCUGCCUUCGCACAAGUGUGGUUGUGGGGGUGCUGAGUGUGCCAGCCAGGGAGCGUGGGGCAGCCUGGAUGGGGCCCGGGGGGGCCCAUGCUCAGAGUAGGGGGGUGCUGAGCAGGGCAGGUUGGAGGGGGAUGGAAAAGCCCUUUGCUGGCUUGGGGACCUGGCAGGUCCCAGCACCGCACUGGGCACCCGCACAUGCAGGAUUUGCGGUGGGCUGUGUGGGACCCAGGCCUGUGGAAGCGGAGCAAGGCUGGCCUGGCACGGGGCAGGGAGCUGUGGCAAAGGCUGUACCCGGGCAUAAGCCGGCCGUGCCGGGGACCCCAGCCCUGCAGCCCGGGGCUUGGGGGAAGGACCCGAGACCUCCCCUCGUCCCUCCUAAGGGGCAGAAGCCGCCGUCUGUGUGUGACCUGUUGGGUCAGCCCAGCGCAGCUGCUGCUCAGGGACCGGUGACCCCUCAGUGUCCCCUCUCGGUGGUCAGCACUCACCACCACCCGUGGGGACCCGCGUGCCCAGACCCCCCCACAUCCACAGGCUGGGGGGCGAGAGGCGGGACACAGAGCCCAGCUGCACCAGCACCCCAGGGCUGAGCAGGAUUGUCCCAGUGGGUCCCCAGGACGCCUGGGGUGCCUGAUGGAGAGCAUGCCCCGGGGACACCCUGACGGGGACCGUGUCCCCAAGGCCUUUCGGGGGAGCAUGCAGCAGCGAGCCUCCCCACGCCGCGGGGGGAGCGGGGGGAGCGGGGGGAGCCCCCGGCCCCGCCCCCAGCCCCGGCCCCGGCCCCGCCGCGGUGGGACGCUCCCGGCAGGUGCGCGGAGACGGGGCGACCCUAUAAAUAGGGGCGGGAGCGACCGGCUCGGCUCGGCUGGGCGGCUGCGGUGAGCUCGGCUCGGCACGGCACGGCUUGGUUCGGCUGCGGUGGGCUCGGCUCGGCACGGCUCGGUUCGGCUGCGGUG